Paramuricea clavata is the source of this 19331-nucleotide messenger RNA. The record is from the annotation of a GenBank genome assembly. NCBI's taxonomy places the organism in Eukaryota, Metazoa, Cnidaria, Anthozoa, Malacalcyonacea, Plexauridae.
GUUUUCUCUGCUAACUUCGACAGUAAUUCUACUGUUAAACAAUAUCUUGACCCACCAAUAUUUGCUCGUUACAUUCGUCUUCAUCCAAAGCAAUGGUCCGGAAGUUGUGCACUGCGUGCUGAAUUUCACGGUUGUUAUGAAGGUAUGUAUUCCUGCCAACUCUAUAAGUACUGGAACGAUAACUCCAGAUAAAAGUCCCUAUGAUUGGGUGAAACCAAUAUGGCAGCUAAUAGGGUAAACUCUUAUAGGUAUGAAAUGCGUGUGUAAAUAUAAACUCUUAUAGAUAUGAAAUGCAGUGCAAAAGUCUGUUACAACAGUGCAAAAAUCUGUAACAACAAAGAAAAAUCAGUAACAAACUGAUCUGAUUGGUGGAAAAACAAUCAGAGAUCUAAAAUCAACCAAUCAGCUUAAAGUAGUCGUCAAGUAACGGCCACAGCCAUUGCUUCGAAACAAAACUAACAUGGCGGUCGCGCUACAUAGAAGAAGAGUUCGAUAGAGAAAUAGAAGUUGAACUCGGGUGGAAAAUAUGGCAUUUAUUUUUUUUUUAAAUGGAAGAGACUGUACCUUAAACUAAUAAAACUUAACAUAGCUGUGUGAAGCUUUCAAACCGUUAGCGUUGUAUAAUGUGAUAUAACAAAGCAGGAAAACUUUGUCAGUGGACGGUUCGCUGUAAACUAAGCUUUCCGUAUUUCGGACUUGUGCUGUUUUGAUGCUUUUUUUAUGCUAUUUUGCAUGUUUUAUCCAAAUUGCCCUUGAAACCAUCGUAUUAGCUAUCAUAGAGCGAGAUCUAAGAUAUAAAUUACUGUAACUUGCGCAGAAUUUAAACCUUCACAUACCUGCAUUUAAUUAUUUCCUCUUUCAGAUUGCAUGCAGGAUCCCCAAUAUCUUGGAUUAGCGAGCUACAGUAUUUCAGACAUUCAACUCAAUUCUUCUUCUGACGGAAGCGGUGCAGCAUCUCAAGCCAGGUUGAAUUUGACAUCAGACAGUUGGGUGCCGGCGUCAGAUGAUUUGUAUCCUUGGUUGGAAGUUGAUUUCAUGAUGAGAACUAAAGUGCGAGAGAUUUUGUCGCAAGGUCGCGACCAUGAAGAUAAUUGGGUGACGAGCUACAGUGUUUCUUACUCCAGUGAUGGGAAGACCUUUCAGGAUUAUACAGAAUACAAUAAAGUAAAGGUAAAACAGUUUUAAAAUCGAAAUUAUCCGGACGCUGUCCUACUGAAUCUGGUCUACUUCAAGCUAGUACAAUCUGUAGACAUGCAUGUUUCGGCGUUCCACGUCUCAUCUGUGCAGCUCGGUACACGUAUAGCUACAUACGUGAUGACCACCGUAUUUAUACACCCUAGCUUGCUCUAACCAAGCGCAUUUGGUAACAACACAGUGUCACCAACGUAUCUAUACAUGCGCAGUGUAUAUAUAUACCUAAAGAUAGACAUCUCGCGAAAGCCCCAAAAAUUAGUGCAGUAACUGCACUUCCGGUUUUGCACACCUGUUGUUUCGCAAGAUUUGUAAUGCCAAAUUCACAAAAACGUGAAUUAUUGCAACUACCACGUUUCAAAUAAAACAACUUGUCGUAUUUCUGUAUAUCAAAACUUUUUCAAAACCUACGUUUUUUCAAAACCAGAAGUGCGGCAAGAACCUGAAUUUUCGGAUUUCGCGAUUGGUCUAUUUACGAAAUUUUUUCAAAACUUCGCAAAGAAUAAUAUCGAAUCGAAAAUGUUGGACAGUUCAUGUGUAUAUUUACCAGCUGGACCACCUUAGUAUUGAGCUGGUACACGCAGUAAAUGAUUGGACAUUAUUGACAUGCGCUUCUUCAUGAAAACCAGUACAUUUAUAUAAAAAGUCAUUAUAUGUCAUAUUGAUUAUAUUUACAUAUGACACUAUCAAGAAGAGAGUAUGUAAAUUAAGAAAAUGUUCUUUGGUUAUUUUAAAUACAUCUUACAAUACGAUACGUUACGAUACGAUACAAUGCUGUCAAUGCAGUAAACCUAUAUUUAAAAUUCAGGGUAGCCAUUUCAGAAGCAAAAGCUGCUGGCAUCAAUAGGUACCUCAUGACGAUGCAUGCAACAUAAGAACUUUGAGUUUUGUCUUUGUAUGCAUGUUUUUCUGAAGAAUGUGUAUUUGCAAUUGCCGUCAAAUUCAAGUUCAAUUUUAAUACUCUCUGUAUACCGAAUUUGCUUGACUACACACUAAACGAUGGCUUGAAAUCGAGCGGACAAUCCAUUGACUAUAAGUAAUUUUUAUUGCAGAUUUUAUAAAUUUCUAUCCUAUUUCUUUUUUGUUCAGGUGUUUUCAGGCAACUACGACAGAAGCUCUAUCGUGCGACAUGUUUUGACUCGUAUCAUAUUUACCAACCGUAUUCGUAUCUAUCCUAAAACCUGGACAACAAACGCUGGACUCAGGCUGGAAUUUGCUGGUUGUAACUUCGGUAAGAGAACGUAUCUGACUCUAAUUCUGGCCCAUAAUAAAUAAAAGAAAUAUUUUUUUCAAAUUUGACAUGCAUUGAUUUGAUGUUCGCGCGGGAAGUUGUCAGGUCUGCCUUUAAGCCAUGGCGAGGGAAAAAGACAAUAAAAGAUUUUCUAUUUCUAGAAUUGGUCAGAUUGUCCCCUCUUUUCUCUUUCCAAACUUUUUCUUAUGGGUGUUUGCAUGAGUGUUACACUGGCUGGCGUCCCUGGCGAGACCCUUUGUGUAAUUUGAAAUACUUAUUAAAAUUCUCUUUCAUUGAUUAUAUGAGAGAAGCGCGGAUCAGUGGUCUUGGGCGAGGUGCCUCGCUAUUAGAGAUGUUCAGAUUUGACUUCCACUAGCGCUAAUAGUAUCGCGCGCGCGCAUGGUUUAGUACCUAUCUAAUUGGUGAAUCGGAUAUAUCAACACAUCUGAUUGGUAAUGGUUGCUUAUCUGAACCUCUAUAUUGACUUCCCUAGAUAUCUCAAAAUAUAGCUGAAAAUUUCCAAUAAUAAUGCUUCAAAGAUGAUCAAAAUUUUGCAAAUAUGACAAAAAUAAAAUGAGUUUUGAGAUGUCCUUUAGUGCCGUUUACGGAGGCGGGCCAGCAUUUAAACACGAGGUGAAAUCAAGCGCUGUCUAUUUAUAGGAUUACACCUUGUGUUGACCUUAUUAAACACCCUCUUAGUGCUUGUUUAGAGGUGAUUGAAUAUUCUGCAUGAAAACAUCAAUUAACUCAGAACCAACUGUGUGAUAAAUUCAGUCACAAAAAAAUGAAAAAAAAAAUCUUGAUCACCAUAAAUCCAGUUCAAAAUUUCCGCCUGGAAGCGUUAGAGCUUAUAAUCAGUGGUCUGUAAUGUAUAGUGCUUCCUUUAAUAUUGAUUCGCAUUUAUCUAGCGUUUUUUAAAGAACUGUUUUUCACUCACCAUUUGCCAUUCACCACAGUCAUAGUUAAAAUGCCUCCAACGCCAUCAUUUGAUUGUCUCAUUGGAAAGAACAUGUAAAACUAGGGAGUAAUUCCCCUUAUUUCUUUUGAUAUGUAAAUUAUUUACCUCACCUUGCGUCACACAUGCACAACACUUACCGCACAAAAUUGAAUAUGUUAAUUGUUUACUGAUAUCAGUGACAAUUAAAACACUAAAAAUUGUCUAUUAUUUUUGGUGUAUAAUAAUGAUAAGAAAGCUUCUGGCUGAUAGGGAUGCAACUAUAUACCUGACAAAUACAAGGAGAACUUGCAUUCUUCAGGUAAUUACAUCCCUUGCGCAGAUAGUUCAAAAUUAUAAUAAUUAUGGGUCGACGCUUUUCAUUUGAUAAUGAGCAAGACAAAAAGCUUUCAAUUGUAAGGACAUUGUGCGCGUGUGAUAAAAUGUAGAUAAUUUGUGUAUAAAAAAACUGAAAUGUCUCGAUCAUAAACAAAGCAAGGAAAACUAUAUAAACGAUUCACUCUAUAUAGUAUAAUAUAAUUAUCUUCCCAAUUAGACAACAAAAACUUUGAGUUAGGGGCACUAUAAUUAAACUUAUUUUUCAGUAAAUUUCGUAAAACAAUAUUGUACAUGGCAACCUCUAAUAGUGACUUGUGCAUACUCCUUAAGACUGUUUACAUUUUAGGUUGUAUUUACCCUAAUGCUUUGGGCAUGGAAGCUGGACAUAUUGAGGAUUCUCAAAUUAGUGACUCGUCUUCGUGGAAAUAUGAUCAUGCAGCGUUUUACGGUAGACUGAAGUCUCAUGGUAGCUGGAUACCUGGUGUUUCAGAGGGUGAUGAUUUUGUAACUGUUGACUUUCUGCAUACAACACUGCUGACUGGUAUUGCCAUUCAAGGUGGAUUCUUGGUGGACAGUUUUGUGACUGACUUUAAAAUUUCCCUCAAGAGUGGUGAUAGUGGGUUUACUCCUUAUCAAGAAAAUGGCGCACAAAAGGUGAAAAGAAAUUAUUGUAUAGUUCAUAUUAUUUGUUCUAAGUGUCGGGAUUUUGGACAUCUCAUUCGAUAUACAUAACUAAUAGUUUUUGAGGGGAUUUGUAGAUGGAAACUUAGAGUGGAAUUUUUAUACAUUUGUAGUUUGUUAUACCGAGUGAGAUGCCCCAAAUCCUGAUAUUUACCGAUACACCGUACACUGGCACCAACUUAGUAUUUAUACAUGAAUUUGUGGGAUGUGGGUAGAGCUCGACAACUGUCUCUCUGUAGCUUAGCUGGUUAGAGCGCUGCACCGGAAUCGCAGGGCCGCAUGUUCGAUUCCCGCCACAGUGCUAAAUUGUUCGAAGUCUGCAUGUCAAGUUUCAAUUCCCAAAACAAAUUAACCUUUUGAGAGGCAGACUCGGUGCAAGUCUAAGUUCUUAUAUAUUCGUACACAGACGAGGAGACUUAAUUGCACGCUGUGCUAAAAAGUAACAAAAUAAGGAAACGAACUUUACCAAUAGAACGAUCAGCUCAAAAUUAGUUGGUUUCCAUGACGUAAUGCAACCAUUUUGGCAGUGACAUUUGGGAAAUGUUCACCAAGUGAAAAUGAAUAUAACUGGAACGCUACCUCCAACCGGAAAUUUGAAGCCAAACUUGAAGGCUAGUCCCAGAUAUUUGGUGCUUAUAAUAAUGCAUAUAUAGCAUCAUCUUUGAAACCGGAGUCUAUUUUAUACCACUAAGAGCGUUUUUCGAUUGACGUUUUCCAUUCGCAGAUUUUAGAUUGAUUUAGAUUGAUUUUUAGAUUCAUGCGCAUCGUCUGCGUAUGGGCAGUUCUACAAUAAUCAGAUAUUUCGUCAGAAAUUUCGCGUUACACCCGCUUAAAAUUUACAAAAAAGCUUUAUAAUGCAUUUAUUCAGGUAGAACUUUCUGGUUGUUUUUCUAAUAAUUGUUUACACGAGAGAGUCGCGAAGCAUAAAAACGCGAGUUUUGACCCACACACACGUGUGUCUGGGGGGUCAGAUUUGGCUUCAAGAAAAAGAAGGCAGUUUAACUGAAGGUAGCGUUCGUGUUAUAUUCAUUUCACUGUGUUCACCUGAGUGGCUCAGGUAACGUUUACCAAAACGUUUAUGUACUAUUUAAAGCACGCGUAGGAGUGUUUUAUCAGAUAUAAAACGCGAGGCGCAGCCGAGCGUUUUAUAUCUGAUAAAACACGACUGCAAGUGCUUUAAAUGGCUUAAAAUACGGCUACAAAAGAAUACUAAUUAGGAUGAACCAUUAUAUAAUCAUACUAAUUAGGAUGAACAAUUAUAUAAUGCCUCAUGCUUUAUCAGAUAUAAAGUCACUCCACGUGACAUAUUAUGGCUGACAUGAUUUGUCACAAGGUUUAUGAAUUAUUAAUGAGUAUUUUAAUUGUAUAUAAAAUAAGCUUUUAUCCUUUCAUUUUUUAGGUAUUUUUACGUCACGCUGAGGCCAACACAACUGUGAGCUAUAGAUUUCCAUUAAUACUUGUGGUAAAUAGUAUCCGUGUUACUCCGCUGUCCUGGAAUGGCACGAAACCUGCAAUGAGACUGGAAUUUAUGGGUUGUUAUGAAGGUAUUGAGUCAAUAUUUUCCUAUUGUUACAUUUGAUUUCCUAAUACUUUUGACUAAAGUUUUGGUCUAAACUUUGUUCUAAUGUUAAGAAGUUUAUAUAAGUAUACUAUUUAAUACAUGAGCAGCAGUGUUUUAUCAGAUACACAAACACGAGCCGAAUCCUGGCUUGUGAAACGUUUUGAUGAGAACGUUCGUAUUCUGCAAAAAUUUAAAAUAAAUUAAUGAUAUUUGGUGAGAAAAUUGAACUUAAAGUUUAUGUAAAUCAGCAUGAUUUUGUAUCAGAUAUACAAACUCCGUAACAGUCAUGAUUUCUUUUGUGCUUACUUCAUGAAUUAUUAAUGAUUUCACAAUAACAUUUUCGAACCGGUUUAUAAGCAUAUGAUUGGUUUCUCUUAAUCCAGGGACCAAUCACAGGCUUUAUUAAUUUACAAAUGUCUUUGUUUACCUGCAUAUUUACCUAGCCUGCCUACCAGAAAUUGUAUAUAAAUUUUUGUCUGAUUCUAACGAACAAGAUGCAAACAAUUUUGAAUAUUGCCCAUAUAUAUACGUUGUCAAGAACAUGCUCAGCAACUGGAUCCUGAAGCUCAGUGGUCGAAGACGUACGAGCGCAGCACCUCAUGUUCUUGCCAGAGGGCCUAAAUUUCCAUUUAUCUCCACUGCUCCGAGUUAGUCUAAAAUUGUAUAUAAAUUUUAGUUAGAAAUUUCCGCCUACAAAAAUCCCAUGUAUUUUCAGUUAUCUUUGGAAUUGUAGCUGAAUAUGAAAUUGAUUACUUCCAAUUCUUUCCUCAUUUGGAAGAUAUUGAGGCAUUCACCAUAUUAUGAUGAUAGAAAUUUCGAGCGAUAAUAACAUACAUUUCAGACCUGGAGCAUUUCAAAAUUGGAGCAUCCAUUUCAAGUAUUAUUUACCAUAAAUAAUUAACACUUAUUUACUGGGAGCGAGGGUUUCCCUUGCUUUCCCGAGGUCCCAUGCAGUAAAUAAGUAUUUUAUUAUAUAUCAAUAGUCAAAGAAACAACAAAUUAAAGAACAAAUGAACGUAAAUACAUGAAAUAUUUUAUUGUUAAAACGUUAAAUUAAACACUGCAGUUACUUAAAUCGAAAGUUUAAAUAGUUAUAAAGUUAUCAAAUGUUUAAAAAGCUUUUAGGCAUGUCCAAAGGUCGCAUCUUCACGUGAUGGCGCACGUGAUUUUUUUUCGUUAUUCCCCGGUCGAUAACGUAUGCAUUAUCUCCCUCCCGCGCUGUUGCAGCCUAAUUUUGUCAUUCUCACGUGAUAUGCUCUCGACCAAUAAAACACUAGAAAAAUGCGACUUUGACUAUUGGUAGCCUAUAUAAUAAUAUUAUAUAGGUACUUCAGGUAUUUGCUUCAUAUGAAAAUAUUGCAGAUACUGAUGUUUGUGAUUCGUCUCCCUGCCAAAAUAAUGGAACUUGUAAUGACCACUUCACCACUUAUAACUUCUUUAACUGCACAUGCGCAGAUGGAUACACUGGUAGAUUCUGUGAGACAGGUAGGACGCGAGGAAAUUUCUUGUAUUUUCUUUUUUGCAAAAGAUCGUGUUUUUAUACUGCACAUCAUAUAUAUAUAUAUACACUUUCACAAUUUUUUUAUUAUUCAUUUUAUAUUAUUAAAUAUUAUAUUGUUCAUUUUCUUGAUCGAAAGUAAUUAAUUAGCCUUUCUCACGCUGUGCUCAUCCGCUGUUUUGGGGAACUGCUUCUCCCAAGUCUGAGAGUACAAAACCAGGAAAUGCGACUUUUUAUAGGCCUAACUGUAAUUCUGUGUGCAUGAUGGUAAAUUAAUGUGAAAACUUUGAAGUCACUUUCACAUUGUUUAGAUUGUCUAGAUACUCUGACAUGGGAAGACAGUACCCCAAAACUGGUGCGUGUGGGUUUGUGUGAGAAAUGUAUUAUUCAUAGUUGAGGCGAGACAUACAUAACUUUCCUGCCUCUAUUAAGAGUAAUAAAUUGAUAUACACAUUGUUUGGAGAGUUCGGGUGAAAAGGAGAGGGAAGGUUCACUACUAGUAUAUAUUUCAUGGCUCAUGCGUUUUGCUAGCCUUAUAAUGAUAUAUAUUUAAGUUAUGUCAAUUGGUGAUUUUAGAAUGUCUGGAUGCGAGACCUCUGGGAAUGUCAGGAGGACAGAUUAAAGAUGAUCAGAUCACUGCAUCUUCAACAUACGAUAGCCAGGCUGUUGCACCUGCAGGGAGAGUGAACGCCAGUGCAGUUCGAAGAAGUGGAGGUUGGGUGGCUGCAAAGAACGACGGCAAACAAUGGUUUCAGGUACUAUUACAUAAUAAACCUAAUAACCACAUUCAACAUCAUUGCCUAAUAAAGAAUGAAAAUCGUUGAAGCGAACAUGUAAAUAACUCGGUGUCUGCGCGAUUAAUAACAUGAAGGUGCAUGGAGUGUUGCAAAAUGUCGUGCUUUAACUUCGAUUUAAAGACUUGAUUAGCGCAACGAUCUUUAGAAGAAUCUAAAAUUAGUUGGGGAUAUAUAUUUAUCUCAGAAGUAUUUUGUGAGUAAUAAAGCUUGAGAACAACUUUUACUCGACAUUAUAUACCAAGCUUACAAACCUACUAGACUAUUAGCCUAACUAAACGUUUACAUUAAUUACACAACAACAUAUAUAUUUCACAUGCAUUCCGUUCCCAAAUGACGUAAUCUUAGCUACAUGCCUACACUCCUGUUAAUCUUUUAGUUAUAGCAGUAUCUUGAAUAUAGCUUUCAUUUUCAGGUCGAUUUCUUAGUUAACGCAACCGUUGCUUCAAUAUUGACUCAAGGUAGAGAUAAUUAUAGUCAUUGGGUUGAAACAUAUCAAAUGUCAUACAGCAAUGAUGGCAUUAGUUUUCGGGAUUACAAUGAAGGAGGAAUUACAAAGGUUAGUCCUAAGUUAUCUGCUUUUGACAUCAUAUUUUGUCUUUUCUGGUCUUGGCUUUGCCAUGUCUGCCUUGCUUUGCUUUGCCCAUGCGCUACAGGUAUACCUUGCCUUGCUUACUUGCUUUCCUUUGUCCUGCAUGCCUUAAUUUAUUGCCUUGCUUUCCACUACACACGUAAAAAUCUCACACUGAUCAACAAGAUGCGUUCACAACAGGCUUGUGGCAAGCUUGUCAACAAUUUGUAACAAUAUUGCUACUUUAUAAACUAGAUGGUGCAAGAUUGGCAGUUGCAACCUCUUAACAAGUUGUUAAAUUGCCAGGGCCGGUUGUUCGGAGGCCGGAUAACGCCAUCCACCAGAUAGUGAUUUUUUAACCGUUGUAAAAUUGAUUGAAAAGCUAUAAAACAACAGAUCUUGAUAUCACAAUCAAUAAAAAGAAACUUCAAUUUUUAAUACUAAAGUUUAAUCUGCAGAGAAUUGUAGAAAGUUUUGAAAAUGUAUACUAUCCUGUGGAUAACGCUAUCCAGCUUUCGUACAACUGGCCCUAGGACAAUAUACCAGUUAUUGAAACAACUGGUUACUAUAUAUAGUCUGUUGAUUUAACCAUGCACCUUGUACCUUGUACCAACUUGUUAAAAAUCCGUUAAAAACUUGUCAACGAGCUGAAAAGUUAUAACAAGUUGUUGAAAUAUCGUUAGUACAAGUCUGUCGCAGACUUGUUCCAAAUUGUGCGCUUUUGUACAUGUAAAUCUUGUGUACUUUUGUCCCGCCUUACCUUACCCUUUCCUAUGCAUUCCCAUUCUUUUUCCCCUACUUUGCCUUGUUCUACCUAUAUACGUACCCUUCUCCUAUUAUCUAUAAACCAUAAUAUACAGUAUAGUUGUUGAUAAAAAGUCAUUGUAACUUUUGUAGAUAUUUAAUGGCAACUCAGACAGAGAUACAGUGGUGUGGAACACCUUAUACCCACGUGUUUUUACCCGGUUUGUUCGUAUUCACCCGAAAAUAUGUCAUGAUAACUGCUCUCUGAGAGCUGAGUUCCUUGGAUGUUAUAAAGGUAAGUUCAAAUUAACUUAAAUUAACAAGUUUAUUUUGGAACAAAUGGUCAAAAUAUAAAAAUUGGCAAAUGACCUGUCAUAUAGUUUAUAACCAAACAGUAUAAAUUCAAUUUAUUUCAAUGACUACGGUAGACAGUUUAUAUACUCAUUAAUUGAGAUUACGGCUUGACUCGUUGACGAAACUUGCCGUGGAUGUUUGAGAGUUCGAGAAUGCUGUUAAAUUAAUGACAAUUUAAAGAAUGUAUACAUAAAUAACAAGUGUGCUUUCUGGAGUAAAUGGGAUUCCUCAGACGAAAUAAAUAAAUAAUUUAAUUCAGUCUAGCUAGAUGAACACACAAAUUGACAAACUAUCUAUAAGUAAGUGUUAAUGAAGUGGCUUGGAAUAACUAAUUGGUCGAACUCAACUGAGUAAUCAGUAAAUCGAAUUGAAUAAAGGCAGUAAUUCUAAAAUCUUUGUUGAGAAAAAUAUUGCAGUCUAUAUCAUUAUAUUCGAAGGAGGUCAUUUUCCUUUUACCGUCGAAAACUAUGAGGGCUCCCGGAUAAUUAACACUUAUUCUGCGAACUCGAGUCGUAUAUGAGCUGAAAGCCGACGAGGUGCGUAGUACCGAGUUGACUACAUAUACGACGAGAGUGAGUAGAAUAACUGUUUUAUUAUAUAGACAACUACUGCAUUUACCGACUCUUCAGUAUGGCAAUAUUUUGUCAAUUAUAGUUUCGCAAUUCACACAACAGUUGUUGCUGGGAGUUUUUUCACUGUGUUUUUAUUUGCCGUCAAGUCUAUAAAAAGCAGAUAACUUGCAGUUUUCUCGUUCGCAAAACUCCGGUAAUUCUUGCGCCGCCAUCUUGUUUUUUUUCUACUAGCAGGAUAUGAGCUAAUUUCCUGCUUGUAGAGAGCCAAUCGGAUUGCAGAAUAGCUUAUAUCCGGUGGCUGUCUAUAUAAUAAUGCCUUCUAUUUUUCGACCAUACGCGUUGCAGAAAAGUAUAUGCGUGGGAAUGAUUAUUCAAAAACAUGUCUGCAACCUGUUCAAAAAUUUUUCCUCAGUUUGGAAUUGUGCAAAAAUUUUAAAAAAAUUGUAUGUUUAAAAAAAAAUUGCAUGGUUUUGUAAAACUGAUUAGUCAGUGUGAUACCGGGUAUGUCUUAUAAUUGAAAUCAUAGUGGAAGACCCCCCAUUUUUUUAUGAUCCGCAGCAUUUUAUUAUCUGCAAAAGUUUAAAAGUCAAUGCAUGCUGUCAUUAAAUCGGAUUUAAGUUUUAUCAUUUUAAUUUCUAGUUAUACCUUCACGGUGCUUGAAUCCAAUUGCCCUUGGAAUGGAAAACAAGCAAAUCAAAGACCAUCAGAUUACCGCAUCUUCAGAACUUUAUGACGCGAAAUACCGCGACCGUUGCGCAGCUGCCAAUGGCAGAGCGAACGCAACUAUAUUCUCACGCUAUAGUACAUGGAUAGCACUAUUGACAGACCACGAAAUGUGGUUUGAAGUGGAUUUCUUAUAUAAUACAACUGUGAAAGAAAUAAUGACUCAAGGAAGGCAACAUUACGAUCAGUGGGUGAAAUUCUACAAAGUCACAUACAGAAACGAAACUGACGCGGAAUUCCAUACGUAUGAAAUGGGUGAUGGCCUCAGGGACAAGGUAAAUUAUAUUUUAAUUAAUUAUUAUUCAGCGUAUAAGAUUGUAGAAUUGCAAGGGUUAUGGUGGUUAGCAAACAUAUGGACAUUUUCAUAAGAUUUUCCUAGAUGUUCUACGCAAUAUAUUUUAAUAAACGAGAAGGCGACUUAGACUUAUUUCAAACAUUGCAUUAUAUGUACAUGCAAAAUUCGAUGUCUGAAACAAUUAAAUUCGACGUUUCUAAUUGCGGUCGACAGUGUAGACAGAUUUGGAUCGAGGAUGCGGAAGUCAAAGACGACGUGAAAAUGGCGUCAAAAUGGCGUGGCAUACAUAUAUACAGUAUCCAUGCAUACAUGGCCACAACACGCCAUUUUCACGUCGUCUUUGACGUCCACGUCCUCGACCUAAAUCUGUCUAAUGCGAGCAAAGUGCGACGUGGUUUCAGACGUCACAUUUUGCGCAUUCAUGGCUUUAAAGACUUUGCGUAAUAUUAUACCUCAAAUUUAAAGUGUCCAAUCAGAAAGCUAUGUUUGUGCCACGUGGCAUGAAGUUUAUCAUCGAAUCGCGUCUUACGUCAUCGUAUUUGACGUAAGCGGGUGACUUGAAUCAUAUCACAUAUGGCGAUUUGAUCAUGACACCUCGGUGACAUGAUUCGCGUAAAUCACGCGCGGCGAUCACGCAAACAAGAUGGCUGACAAAAUAUGUGAUGAAUUAUUAAAUUUUUAAAUUUUUUUUUCGAAAAUUUUGAAGCAAAUUUUGAAAAUUAUUAUCAUCAAUGUUCCAAACGAUAUGUGAUUUGAAAGAAAAGUGACAAAUACUUGCGUUAAUAAAAAAAAUAAAGCAUCGUAUUUACGAAGACGGCAUGUGGCAAGCUUUAUAUUCUCAACAUGGAGACUUUUAAUUUUCGUUUUUGAAGCAAUUUAAAAUAUUCGCAGUGCGUGUUUUAUCAGACCUAAAGAUAUUCGACUUCCCCUCGUAUCUUUAUAUCUGGUAAAACACUGCUGCUCAUAUGUUUUAAUUAGUACUUAAAUCGAUCAUGAAUUAUUAAUGAGUUUGAGAAUUUAUCUUUGUUCCGUUUCCUAUGCGAAAAUAAAAAAAGUUUGGUAAAAGCGUUCUGAGCGUUUCUUCUAUUUCAAUGAAGGUCAAUGUUCAUGAUUGGCCGGAGGGCGAGCUUCAGGUUUGAGAAAAGCUAAAACCAUGAGGCUGGCCGAAAGAAUUCUCCAAUACAGGCUUUGCCAAAACUGUUCGUGAACAUAUCUUGAUUCUCUGCCUUUUCUAGGUUUUCAAAGGAAAUUCCGAUCGAAACACAAUUGUCGGUCAUGCAUUGUCACCAGUAAUUCGCCUUCUGGUUAUUCGUAUUCUUCCACUAAGCUGCAACGGACCUUGUGCUCUUAGAGCUGAAUUUGUUGGCUGUUACGAAGGUAUAGAAAACUUUCUGUUUGAAUGCAAAACUUUAAAAAUAUUUUCAAAACUGACUGUCCUAAAGGGGGGCACACUAAUUGCACUCCAUGCAGUUUUCACUGAUACGUGCAUGAGAAAAGCAGAUGGAUAUGAGUUAAACUACCUUAAAAAUACAGGGAAAACUUGGACGUUUCCAGCGAAGGCCUUUCGUCGGGAAGUUAGUAUUAUAACAUGGGUCGGGAAAAUACAUGUUCUUCUAUACUAGCGAAUAUAAAAGUGAUCACGUGACAAAAAAUAAACCAAUCAGAUGGAUCUGGUCAAAACAAAGUGUAAACAAAACUAAAUCAGAUUACAGAAUAUGUUACUAAGGAUAACGGGAAAGAAACUACGGGAUAAUAAAAUAAGGAAUAAGGUGAGAAUUAAAGUUAGGCAAGGACAGAUGUAGUGAAAUUUGCAUAUUGUUAUUGUAAAAAAGUAAAAUAACAAUAUGCAAAUAAGGUAAAUGCAUGAAUUAAGCAUGCGUGAAAGGUAUUGGUGCGAAAAAGACUGUAUAUGAAGGAAAUGCAAAUUUUCUGAUACUUGGACCAUCAAUAAAAAACAUAACAAAUUGCUCGCCCAUGAACUCAAUAUGCGUUUUUAAAACUUUUAAAUUUAAAGUUUAAAAACUUUUAAAUUGCGCGCACAAUCCAUUUUAAUGCUGCUAAAAAACACGCACCCUUCCCUGUUCUAGAAAAUUUAUCUUUACGAUUCGUCAUCGCCCUAUUUGCGUUCAGGUUGCUUGUAUCCCCACCUUCUUGGCCGAUGCCACCAUCUCUCAAGUAUAUAGGAUGCAGUCAUGUACGUUGCCGACUUCAGAAUACCCCUGAUAAGAACAUUAAACUGAAGUCUCCAUGGGUCUUGGACAAGUCGCUAGUGGCCUUGCGAAAAUUCUACUUGCUAUAGACAAUAUACCAUGAACACAUUUUGUAGGCCGAAGAAGUGUUCUUCUUCAAUAUCAUGGACGAUUUCAGUAGUUUCCCUGCAUGCCUGGCCUUCAUUUUUCGGAGAUUUCUUAUAUUGGGCAAGUUUUACACCAGUGUUAUGUUCUGGAGGUUUUACUUUUAAUCUCUUCAAACUGUAUUAAAUUCAUACAAUGGUCAAUACACAACAACGUUUUUUCACAAUAAUUUAGUUGAAGGAGUUUGUUUUGGCUAUCGUCGUCGCGUUGCCGUCGUAUGUGCUUUAAGAUUCUUUAGUAUUCAUAACCUGGCAUUUUCCUUUAUUUUAAUAUUGUCGUUAUAUUACUGUAGAAUUCAACCAAUUUCGGCGCCAUUAACGUAACGACUAUGAGGGCAAAAACACCGCCCAAUUAAAACGCUGGGACGACAAUUCUCCACAUGUGAUAAAAAUUGUUUAUUUUACUUAUUUGCUGCGCGAAUAUACUUACUUAAUAACACAAUUUUUGAAUUCCAUUUGUAGAUGGUGAUGUAUGUGAACCUUCCCCAUGUCUGAAUAAUGCUACUUGCAAUGAUCAUUUCGACUUCUUCAACUUUUUUAACUGCACAUGCUUAGGAGGAUACACAGGAGAAUUGUGCGAGACAGGUAAAUAAACAUUUUUUUCAAGUGAAAAUAAAUUUUCAAAUGCAUCUAAUACUUUUCUACGUAAAUUGUAUUAUAAUAUCUCCCAACUCUUUCUGGAAAGCCUCAAAACUCGGAAAAACCAAACAUUUUCGCGAGGUUUUUUGACAAAUUUUGUUUUGGCCCUAUUAUAUUUUAGCAGUUAAACGAUUUUUGUUUAUUGUAAGUACUUGAGUGAAAAGACUAACUGUCUCAGUAUGCUCUAAAAUGAAAAAGGAAAGAGAGAGAGAGAGGAAAUUAAAGGAGUAAAAUUUAUCGAUAUAUAAAGUGUAUUUUUCAAAAAAAAUUUUCAAAAACGGACUGGUACUACCUACAAAGCACGGUUUUAACCCCCCCCCCCCCGACUUAUCAUUCUAGUUUACUUAUAGUUCAAUGGACUUUACUAAAUUACCUUUGCUUAAAUAAAUGGAUGCAUCAUUGUCGAUAUAUAAAGUGUAUUUUUCAAAAAAAAUUUUCAAAAACGGACUGGUACUACCUACAAAGCACGGUUUUAAUCCCCCCCCGACUUAUCAUUCCAGUUUAUUUAUAGUUCAAUGGACUUUACUAAAUUACCUUUGCUUAAAUAAAUGGAUGCAUCAUUGUUGUCUCUUUUUGAACAAUAGACAGCUUAAUUUAAGCAAAGCGCUUCAUCGCGCCAAUGACAACCUCCCGGAAGUAAAAUCGACGUUAUGGAACACGUUGCGUAUGUCAAUAACGUGCCAAUUAGCACCAAAAAUUGGCCCACGGGGACGAGUGUGUCACUAAUGUUCUGACCACGUCUUGCACUGAUUGAAGACUGACCUAAAGUCUUAGUCUAUAUCACACAUGGUCGUAUAAUAGCUGCAUCUAAUUUUUAGGAAAUAUUAUUUACACUGCCGUUUUCGGGCCAGUAUUGCAACGCGUUCCACAUUCGAGAAUGAUUUCGCAUUUCGAUACAACGCUGUUCGCUUUUGUUGGAAUCAUCCUGAGCCUAUAAUUUUCAAAAAAACUUUGAGAGAAGGGAUCUAAUUCUUACUGUGUAAUACUUGCAUUAACGUUCACAAUAUACUCAUCGUCUACUGAUUUUGAGUCGAUUUCGGGUAUUAGUUCAUGCAAUUGAUCGAUCAUUAUAGACAUAGUUAAUUAAAAAUGUUAAUGUUAAUAUUUCUCCUCUGUGAUUUUCUUUUAGAAAUUGAUGAAUGUCUCUCUUACCCUUGUCUGAACAAUGGAACUUGUAACGAUUUUGUUGAUUUUUAUAAUUGCACCUGUACGAUAAAUUAUCAUGGAACAAAUUGUCAAUACGGUAAGAACAUUAUAUUAAUCCCCACAAUAUGUAUGAAUAGCUAGUCAGAUAUAUAGUUCAACCUCCAAAGAUGCAUCAAGAGACUUACGCUCUGGUCAUAGGACGAUGAGAGUUGAUGAGACGUUUAGUAUUCAUGAAUUGUUACGGGGUACAUUUCAAGCUCUGGAUUUACAAAAUAAAGGUUUGAUGAGUGUUCCGGCAAUGUUUUGACUUAAAUAUACAAUACAUGAUAAUAUUCGGAAAGCAUUAAGAACAGCUAACCAGCUUGCGUGAGUCAUGUCAACUCUCAUGCGCUCUCAUCCUCGUUUUAUCCAGACUUAAAGUCCCGUUUACACUUGCAAUUUUUGCUGCGAUUUCUAGUGCGAUUUUCUUCUUCUGAUCCAUGUGAACGAGUAGAUUAGUAACAUUCAUAACUCAUCCACUCGUUCACAUCCACCACAAGAGAAAAAUCGCACCUAAAAUCGCAGCAAAAAUUUACAAGUGUAAACGGUCCUUUACACCAAAGAGGCAGAGCAGAGUGUCUGUUUUAGACAGGUGUCCGUUUCAUCGAUAAUCGAGAGGUUCAGAUUUGACUUCUUCCGCUACCUUUCACAGGCUUUAUACACAUUCGAUUGGUUAAUCGGGUAGAAUAAUGCAUCAGAUAUUUCCAUAUUGAAUUCCAAAUUUUCAGAAGUGGUGAGAGGUGCAUGCUCCCGACCCAACGACAUAGAGUUUGUUUAGCUCGCCCAUGCAACCAAACCAAUCUUUCGUUGCCUAUGCAAACUUAAGUGUUUUAUCAACGUACUACUUUACGUUUAUAUACAAUGAAUAGUAUUUUGAAAAAAACUCCUGCAAUUUAUGUGACUGCAUGAUUUUGUGAUACAUUCAUAUUUUCCCAUGCACUAGGUCACUGGAGUGUCCGUAUAACAACCAGGUUUAAUGUCAGCUACUCUGGUUUUAGAAGUAAAUGGAUACAAAGCCCAGUCGAAUUGCAUUUACGACCUAACGUUGACUGCAUGAGCUUUGCAUUCUUAUACUUUUAAAAAACCAAAGUAGCCGGUGCGAAAUCAUGACUAAUAUUUAUCUUCUGGGGAUGGUAUUUAAUGUUCGUUAUAAGUAUUAAUAGGUAAUUAUUAUUUUUUAAUAGAAAUAAUAUUAGAAUUUUAUCAGGCCAUAAGAAACUGUCUGUUAGAGAGGCGUUUGGUCGACUGUUCAGUAAUUAAAAAAUAUGAGCACUUGAGUAUCUGUAAGCGUUUAAUAAUCCUACUUCGAUUGAGGAACGUUUAACCCGACUAGAAAAAUAACGUGGAGAUAAGAAUUUUCCUUACUAUGACUGUUCUUAUUUCUGUUUUAUCUUUAACAGAGGUGAUAUGGCCGAUAGCCAAUUUUUCUGUGCCAUUCAUACCUGCUCAACUAUUUGGUCAGAAUAUCUCCACUAUUUGGGAUAUGGAUCAAGGAAGUUAUGUAACAGUAGAGGUGUAUUAUAACGAAAUGCUGUGUUGUAGUCGCUUCUUAAAUCGCCAAUUAAACCACGUUGGAAGUCAAUGCAACUGCUCGAUAUCAGAUCCCGCCCUCUUCGAUCCGGACGGGGUUGUCGAUUUUCGUAUUUAUGCCUACAAUAACGUGUCGAAUGUCACAGUAACCUUAGAAGUUGAAGUUUUGAAGCUUAUUGAAAAUGUUGGUAUUUCUGCACUUACCAGCUUUGCCAAUUGGGGUAUUGGUGUCGAAGGAACAGGGAGUCAAAAGAACGUCUUUCCCACGGAGUAUCCUGUAAAAUUGAGUGCUAUCUUUGAUGGCGGGCCAGCUAGUAUUGUAAACUGGACAUUUAGCUGUACUGUGAGUCCUUCAAUACCUGACGAAAACGAACUAUCUGUUGAUAAGACCUUCCCAAGCGAUAUAGCUCAGUUAUGUGAUAUUACAUUGGUUUUAACGAACAAUAUUAGUACAGACAGUGCGUCUACCACUAUUGAUCUUAAAGAAAGUAUUAUUUUCACUAGUUUUACUUACGAUGGUCCUUUAAAGCCAAACCAAACCAUGACUUUCACUCUUUCGUUCGAGAAAUUUGGCCAAGGGACUUGCGUUGUACUAGAUAUGGGAGACAAUAGUUCUCUGCUUGUGUUUGGCGAAGCUUCAUGCAAAACAAAGUUUGAUGUUUCUCAAGUAAACCCAAACAUCGUCGAAGAACCGCUUUCGACCUUCUACGAAAGAACUCCAGAAACUUCUGCCAUCACGAUAGAACAUGAAUUCCCAGGAGUUGGGGCGUAUGCCGUCAAGAUGAGUGCAGCAAAUCUUCUUGCUAAUGUGACAGAAAGCUUGGUUGCUGUGGUCAUUCCUUUUGUGUGUAAAUAUCCGAAUAUAACAAUAACAGGUAAUACCAUACACAAAUUAUCUAAAGUCUAAAACUCUCGACUCUCGAGCGCCCAUUUUAUUCUUUUGAAGCCGAUCAACCAGCUAAAAUACACAUUUUUCCUUAUAUUAAGUUAUUUUAAGUUAGGGAAACAAUGGAUUGUCUUAGUAUUAGUCUCUAAUGUUUUAUUGAGUUCCAAAAUCUCAACCCUUCUUUUCAUUUUUCUUGCAAUGGUCAUGAAGUUGAUAACUGUCUGUCUGUCUUACAAGUCACUCUUUUAUUGUGUUUACAUACCGUAAACCUACGAAUAUAAGCCCUGGGCUUAUAUUCGUUCGUAACCAUUUUCAUGGGCUUAUACAUGCAUGGGGAGGUAUAUACGGGAGGGCGUAUAUACUGACGACAUGUACCUGUAAACCAUACCUGAACGAUACGAAAUAUAUGUACAGUGUAUAACACAUAAGAAAAACAAGUUGGUUAACAUACUAUUGUCACUGUAAAUGUAAUUACCAUCACUCGUCUGAGGUGCUGGCAUCCCCGUCACUGCGUUAAUAAAUACCUGUCCAAUAUGAUGGGGCUUAUAAUUCGGGGUGGGGCUUAUAUUCGGAAUAGCCUGAGCAUUAGUGAAUAUAGUGGGCUUAUACAUGGGGGGUGCUUAUAUUGGGGGGGGGGGGAUUUUCGGAGGUUUACAAUAUUAGAGAGCUUCAGAUAUUACUAGAACUACCUCUCACUGACCCAGUUACGCAUCUGAUUCAUUAAGUGGUAGCGGUUCUCUUUCGUCAAGUCAUGUAAACCCUUUGAACGAAGUUGCUUUUCUAGAUCGCUCAAGGAAAUAUAAUAAAAUUUAAAUCUCGUAAUAUUGUAUUUCUCAACAGGUCUAGCUCCUAAUGACUCAAACCUUUUAGCCGCGGCUCAAGUAUACCGUUCUGUGCCCAUUUUUGUGGCGACUGAAAACGAAAUCUACUGCGAAGUAACAAACUAUGUGAACGUAUCUUGGACCGUUUAUAAAAUUGAAGAUGAUCCGAACAUUUUAACCACAACACCACGGAUGAAGAUUUCCGAUUUAGGGAAAAGUGUGUUCCACACUGGCAUUAUUUCACCGGACCUUUUUCUUCCUGAAAGAGAUUUACCGUUCGGGUACUACGAGAUAAGUGCUCGCGUUGAGAUGUGGGGUUUGCAUAAUAUUUUUGGAAUUGGUACACUGUAUAUCCAAGUUGUCCAGACGCCAUGGAUUUCUGCUGCUGCAACUAGUGGGUCGUUUUAUACUGUACCUUUUAAAGAGCCG